GCGACACUCCUACAUAAGUACCUGACCUUGAAACACAUUCACCCAUUUAUUACCUGGUAACCUCAAUCAAAAGGAUUACUUAUCAACAAAACAGAAUAAAUCAAUUACUUUCUUUCGCUAAGGUGCCUGUCUUCAAGUUAAUCAUUUUCCAUUCAUCAUCUAUCCGCCUUUUCUAUCUCACCUUACCGUGCCUGAUGAUUCGCACCUAAAAGCGAAAGUACAUACCGAACAGCUCCCGCCCACCCCCUCCAAGAUCGUCGUCGGCCGACCACGAAUUUUCCAGUUUUUCACCAACGAUGACUGCACAUACCUCGAUCAACGGAAACAUGGGAACGGGAGGCGUAGGUAUUGAUUCCGAGGGCAUGGCAGUCUUGCCCAAGAUUCAUAAGGCCUUGGAAGUCAUUCAUACUCCUUACUCCUCCAACGAUGACCGUAAAGAUGCACAACUAUUCCUCGAAGAAGUAAAGAACGACGAGAAGGCUUCCUUCUACGGCUUCCAUCUUGCCGUAGAUAAGUCUCAAUCUCCCGUCGUGCGACAUUAUGCCUUAUCCUUACUCGAGCAUGCGAUUAAACAUAAGUGGGCUUACUACAAUGAUGAGGAGGCUGCCGCCUUGCGCAACUGUGUUCUCGAGCUUUCCCAAGGCGUCUCGAGGGAUGAUCCCAUCUACUUGAGAAAUAAAAUCGCUUUAUUAUGGGUCGAGGUUGCGAAAAGGAGUUGGGCUGGAGAGUGGAUGGAUAUGGACGCCAUGCUCGUCCAGUUAUGGCAGGUUCCAGAUUCUGCUGUACACAAGGAGCUUGUCCUCGGUAUCCUAGAGAUGCUCUCGGAUGACAUAUUCAAUGGUGACGACACCGUGGUAGCUGUUCGUGAGGGUAUCCUUAGUAAGGCAUCUGUCGAGAUUUUUACUCCUACUGCCGUCCUAGUAGAAACCUUCCCCAAUCGCCAGGUAGGUCCCGACGUUAGAUGUGGCGACGAGGGUUGGCUCGCCAGAAUCACCGAUCUUCUAAAUCAUUGCUUAUCCGGUGACGUACAACACAAUCCCGAACUGCGAAGUUGUGCCGUUCGAGCUCUUGCCGUACUCUAUUCACUAUUACCAUGGGUCGUCCCGAAUGCCGUCACUGCUACCGGAUGCGUACAAGUAAUGUGUGAAGGACUUCGUGCUUCUCAUAUUGAAGUCCAAAAGGCAUCUUUGGAAGCCAUGCAUUCAUUAUAUGCUCGUACAAGCUUUGUCGACCAGGAAUUUUUAGACCUCGUCGUCCCACUGUAUGGUAGCAAAUACGUUGACCUAUUCAGACGACUUUUUGAAUGGUCGGUAGUUGAUCCGGAGGACAUCGAUGACGACAAGUAUCAAUUCUCCAAGAAGUUAUCUGAGGUAAUUUCGUUCCUUGGAACGUAUAUGGACCGUCGAUUCAAUGUUCUACCAAACGAUUCGGAUCGGAUCGACUUCAAAGGAUUCUUACAACUUCUCCUAUUGAUUACCCAGAGCCAGAGUUUGGUUGUUUCGAUUCCUGUUCUUGUGACAUGGACUCGACUAUUGAACAACCGAUCCCUUGGUCCCAACAUUGCAGAUGUGCCAACGUUUAUUGGACCACUUCUUGAAUGUUGUAGCUCCAGGCUUGUUCGUUAUGAAAACCUGCCUGAAGAUACUCAGGAUCCUACCUUUCAACUACUAUUGGAAGAUACCGACACGAUUCCGGAGCGUCACGCUUUUCUCGGCAACUACCGACGUUAUAGUUCCCAAGUGGUUGAGAGCAUUGUCCAACUGAAGAUCACGGACGCGAUGCAGCACAUUCUCGGCCAGACGGAGAAUGUAUUGGAACACCUUUACGACAAUAUUCCACCAUUUGAUAUGGCGACAUAUUCCAAGACAUCUCAACCUGUGCUCCGUGUCGAUGCUCAGGCGACAGUAAUUGAGGCAGCCUUAAAAGGGGUAGGAAAGUGGAGACAUUCUAAAGAAGAGCCCCAUCAUGAGCAGGAGAUUGCUACAUUAGAAGAAAACUUGGAGUCUUGGUGUAAUCGUCUGCUGGGGAUGAAAUUCGAGGACCCAUUGAUUAGGAAAAGAAUCCUCCAGCUUCUUGUGGCCUUUUCCGUUAUGGCACUCGACAGGAACCCAAGCUUUAUGCUAAAGGUUCUUGAGCAUAUUCUAGUGACAUGGCCAGCUACACACCCCGAUUAUCGUGUGUAUACGGAUGCAAUCAAAGAACUUCAAGCCGAAAGCAUGGUUGAGCUGCAGAGACUUGCUGCCAAGAUGCCGGAUCAUCUACUUGAUGUUUAUGAUCAAAUAGAGGCAAAGGUGAAUGAGAUGAUUUCUUCGGGAACACUUGAUGAGAGACGUCAGAUCACCUACCAGACCUUCUUAUUUACUAUUGUGCAUCGUUCUACCCGACUAGACCAGGCCACAAAAGCACAGAAAUUGCGAGGAUUCAUCGACCCCGUAGUUACCCAAUGGCAAAACGACAACUUAAAGCAGGCAUUGUCAUCAUACGCGGGCUUUUGCGAACUUAUGGCGCUUGAUAAAGCACAGAGUUAUCUAGCACGAAAGCAAAUGCAGAACAUCGCGGAUUGGGGCUCUGUGGCACUCGAUGCCGAGGGCCAGGCGUUGCAAGCAGAGCUCGAAGAACGACAGACUGUUCUUCCUCUACGGCCCACCAAGUCAUUCUUGACCUGCUCAGUUGAUAAGGUGGAUAAGGAAUCUGAUGCGUACCAAGUCUCAUGUGCCUUGUGGCAGGACGGGUUUCCUGUUAUCCUCCCUGAGUUACUCAAUUUCUUGAACCACGCACAUGCUUCCCAUACUGCUGACAAUUGGGUGGGAUUGCCACCGGAGACUAGGUCUAUUGUUAGCCGCGUUCUCACCGACCGAUUCUGGCAAGCAGGCAUCUCGGAAGGAAGUAAAGACGAAUUCUAUGCCAGAGUGCUUGAUAAGAAACACACUCUAGAAGGACUUGCGUCGACGAUCCGAGGAAGCAUUCGAUUUGUCCGCGAAUCUUGUUAUGCGAUUAUUUACUGCAUGACACGCUUAGACGUACAAUUCUACGGAUUUAGCGAGCUGCCAGGACCCUUAGCCCACGCUCUCCUAGCCGACUCUUUCAGUCUCUCGGCCCAUCAGUUAAUCAAUGUCCUUAACUUGGUUAGAUAUCUGGUGGACAACUGCCCGGUUCCGCUACGAGAUCAUUUUCUUCCGCCCAUCUUGGCCGCUUGCUGUCUCCAGAUGAAUACUAGGAUAAAUGCCGAGUGGGAGAAGCUUGAUCAACAGCAGGCGGUAAAGACGGGAGGAGAUGCUUUGACUGAAGAGAUGAAGGCGGAGAGCAUAUUAAGGCAAUUAACCUACGCGUCUGUGAUGAUGGUUGCAGACUUUCUGGAUCCGGCUAGAACUAACCCUCCGACCUCAAAUAUGGGAGAUAAUGGGGAAAGGCAAUACCCUACUCUGCGAGAAUUCUGUCUCAUGCAUUCCUCUAUCGUGGAGCCCCUGUUGAUGUUCUGCGCCCACGCUAUCAGGUGGCGAGACUCGCGAUGCUGUGGAAUAAUGCUUAGAGUGUUUCGUUCCAUAAUUCCGGAUUUUGCGCCCGCAGACGCCAAUUCAUCACGGGCCGGGGGAGCAAGACAACACGUCGAUACAUCUCCUAUUCCCUCGGAAACGGCGGCAGCUAUUCGCGAGUAUAUAUCGUCUUCUGUCGUAAAGGCUUGCAUAACGUCUAUUCACGAACCCUACUUCGUUGAAUUGCAGAAAGACUUCGCUUCUCUCAUUGCCACGAUCGUAGUCACUUACAGCUACAUCACACAAACGGCACGAGAUGUGCUAAUAUCGCUUCCCAAUAUGAAGCAAGCUGAUGUUGACAGUGGUAUAGAAUACAUGAUGAGGAAGGAAACGAGCUCUCGUGGUCAACGAGCAGUCAUCCUACAACUGCUAGGCGAUUUGAAGGGGGUCAGUGUAUCCGAGAUGGGAAAGCUAAGUAAGAGCAUCGGAAUGCCUUCAACCAACCCCCCUACGAAGAGACCGAUCCGCAGCAAAAUGGCCCAGCAGUUCAUGACGGCUCCAGCACCAAACCACAACGGUUCUACAGCGGGCAACAACACCAACGGCCAUCAAGAUGGCAAUACGGAUAUUCUAGAAGGUGUUGCUAGCCUCUUCGAAUCAUAGAAUCGACUAAUUCUUUCUUAAAUCACCAUUGGAUUAAGAAUAUGAUCAAACAUGAUCGACUGAUGGAUCUCCGCGAGCAAAUCAAUCUCAAUUAUCUACCCGACCGGUAUCCGAUGCCAGUAGAUCUACUAAUCUAUGCUUGUCUGGGACAAGCAAGCAACGACCCAUUUCAGUGCUGGCGCAGAUUCAAGGCAGGAUAACAUUUAUGACAAGAUCUUACAGCCAGCUCUGCGCGUACACGACGUAAAAUUAUUUAAUAUCGUGCGAUGCUUUAGUUAGAGUGUAGCAUUCACAUGCUUCUGACAGAGUAAUGCAAAGAACAUAACCACG
Annulohypoxylon maeteangense is the source of this 4466-nucleotide messenger RNA. Its product is annotated as ARM repeat-containing protein. Bases 297 to 4136 code for a protein of 1279 amino acids. Lineage: Eukaryota; Fungi; Ascomycota; Sordariomycetes; Xylariales; Hypoxylaceae. Gene Ontology annotation, molecular function: nuclear export signal receptor activity; RNA binding; small GTPase binding. Gene Ontology annotation, cellular component: nucleus; RNA nuclear export complex; cytoplasm. Gene Ontology annotation, biological process: protein export from nucleus; RNA export from nucleus. The transcript has 11 exons. The record is from RefSeq and is a predicted model, not a curated record.